This is a messenger RNA of Sebastes umbrosus (honeycomb rockfish), 487 nucleotides long. RefSeq names its product synergistic-like venom protein. The coding region runs from base 110 to 379 and encodes 89 amino acids. The transcript has 4 exons. NCBI's taxonomy places the organism in Eukaryota, Metazoa, Chordata, Actinopteri, Perciformes, Sebastidae. The record is from RefSeq and is a predicted model, not a curated record.
GCAACAAGUCCCAAUAUAAAGGAAGCUUGCAGCCUGGCAGUAGGCAUCUGAGGUAUCAACACUCCAGUAGGACAAUUAACCAGAGAUCGUUGUGCAGACACGUGAAAACAUGAAGACUGUGAUUCUCGCUCUUCUGGUGUUGGUGGUUGUCAGUCAGGGUGAAGCCUUGCAGUGUCGCUGUGGAGGCACCUCAAAGAUAUGUUCAGGCCCUGUGGAGACCUGUGCCGGAUCAAAUAACGUCUGUGCCAGCAUCAUCAUUCAAACUGGACCCCAUGUCAGUGACAUUCAGGGUUGCAUGACUGCACAUAACUGUGCACUGCUGACUAAUUCAAACGUAGCAUCUGGCAGGUGCUGCAGGACUGAUAUGUGCAACAGAUAAAUGAAUGUGCAAAAUGAAUCAUGCAACAGAUCUCCCAGUCAUAAUAAUAAACGACUGUCAUGUGUUGUGUGGUGUUGCAUUGUCCUAAUAAAGAUCAAUCAGUUUCAA